Podarcis muralis (Common wall lizard) is the source of this 1559-nucleotide messenger RNA. The record is from RefSeq and is a predicted model, not a curated record. NCBI's taxonomy places the organism in Eukaryota, Metazoa, Chordata, Lepidosauria, Squamata, Lacertidae.
GAGGCAACGAUGUCUUUAGCACUAUUGCAGGUGGCCAACUCCUUCCUUUUGCCACCUGUUCAUUGAUUCUGUACACUUUAGAAAGGCUGGUGGAUGGGAGGGUAGCCUGUUCAAAUCCUGCCAGCCAGAUCACGGUAUUUCACAUUGGCGGGCUCUCAUACCCCUGAGGAAUGAGCUGAGCGGUUGAGAAUAGCCGGGCUGUGUGGGAAGGUGUCAUUGAAGGAGCCUAAUAGACCCCUGGAGACCUGGGACCAGAGUCACAGUUCCUUCUCUCCUUGUCAUGCACAUGUUUGAAGCCCUUUUCUUGAGAAGUGUAUAUUUGGGCCUGGUACUUGCUGGGGUUGCAGAGUCAUGGUUGCUGUGAACCCAAAAGUUUGCUUUCCUUUGGCGUGGGACCCCUGAGGCUGGCUGUUUCUGAAGAACAGGGAGAAGCAAAAGGGACAGUUGAGAAAGGGCGGGCCAAGUCCAAGGUUCUGGAGCGCCAGACCAGGCUGGAAGCAGCGGUUGCUGCAAGAGGAACGAGGGAACCGCGAUGGAGGGAAACGAUCCAGAUCCCUGGGACUUUGCAACGAAAAUGGAAGAGAUUCUGUCACUUGUGAAACAAAUGCAGAAUGUGGAAAUUCUGGAGCCAAAAGUUGAAGAGCUAGUAAAAAGGAUCAAUAAACUGCAGCAAGCCAAGAAGAUAUUAAGUGAGGAGCUCUCUGAGGCAAAUGAGCAUAGCAAGACACUGCAAAGGGAACUGGAAAUAUUAAAUGCUGAGAAAUCAAGCCUUGAGGAAAUAUGGAGUGAAAUGAAAGGGACACGACAAAUUGUACAGCUGCACUGUGAAGAGACAGAAACAGAGAUGCAGAGGCAGCAGAAAAUGAACCUAGAGCGCAAGCAGCGAAUUGAAGAACUCACAGCCAAGAUCCAAGAAGAGAGAGUAAAGCAAAGAGACCAGAGACUGGAGUUUGAGCACCUACUUAAUGAGCUGAUGGAGAAGCACAAGAGUCUCUGGGAGCUUUAUGCUAGGGAGAAACCAGCAGUGGCUGACAUAAGAGAGAAGAAGGAGUGUUUGCUCAGUGAAGAAAAAAUGAUCCAGGAGAAACUGGCCCAUGCCCAAGAUGAAUUAGAUUUGAUUAGCCAGUCGGUCUUCAUUAAGGAGAGGAAGUUCCUGAAGAGCCAGGAGGCUGCAACAGCCUUGAAGUUAUUUCAAGAGGAAAAGAAGGCAGCAAAAGAAUACCUUGAAGCAGUCUCUAAGUACCAUUCUGAUCUGAAGCAAAGAUGUAGCAGCUUCCACUCUUUGGAAAGUGACACCUGUGACUCCAUUCACUAUGCCUCCUUGAAUCUCUAUGUUCCCAGUUACAUUGAUUCAUUCCACAGCUUCAGAAUGAUCCCAACAAGAUGUGGCUGUAGUCUGUAGCUUAUCACUUUUUCAGAUAUGGUAAGUUACUGAAGCACUCUAAUCUGUUUUAUUUCUUCCUAAGGAAGAAUGAACCAAAACACAUAGGGUAUUUUGUAGCCUUGUAACAGUACCCAUCAUAUCUCAAAUUUUGAGGCCGGGUAUCCUGUUUUUCUUC